CUCAGAUUGGCAGUACUACAAUUCCUUACCAACCAAUUACAUAAACACACUGUUCAUCGUCUCGCUCUCGCACUCGCUCUCGAUCUCUGAGAAAGUGUGCCGUACGAUACGAUACGAUAAGCUUCUCCUCAAUUCUCCAACUGUUUCAGUUCCUCCGGUUGUUUGUCGGAGCAAAGACAAAAGCAAUUAAAGCGGCAGCAGAUAUCACAAACUCAAAGAAAGAAAGAAAGAAAGAAAGAGAAGAGAAGCAGAACAACGCCGACAUCAUCCAUGCGGACGGAGGUACUGGCGAUGACGAUGCAGCAGACCCUCACGCCGGAGGCGGCUGCGGUCCUCACGCGUUCCAUCGAGGAGGCCCGCCGCCGGCGCCAUGGUCAGACCACCCCACUCCACGUGGCGGCCAACCUCCUCAGCUUCCCCUCCGGCAUCCUUCGCCGCGCUUGCGCCCUCUCCCACCCGCUCCUCUCCUCCUCCCACCCCCUCCACUGCCGCGCCCUCGACCUCUGCUUCUCCGUCGCCCUCGACCGACUCCAGGCCAACGCAGGCGCCGGCGGAGGAUCUGAUGACGACGCCGCGGAUGCCUCGCCUCCGCUCUCCAACGCGCUCGUGGCGGCCGUCAAGCGCGCCCAGGCCCACCAGCGUCGCGGAUGCUCAGACCAGCAGCAGCCCCCGCUGCUGGCCGUCAAGGUCGAGCUCGGCCAGCUCGUCGUGUCCAUCCUUGACGAUCCCUCCGUCAGCCGCGUCAUGCGCGAGGCAGGCUUCUCCAGCCCCGCCGUCAAGUCUGCCAUCGAGCAAUCCCUUUUCUCCGGCACUAAUUCGCCAUCCACCAAAAACGCCCACAUGAGUCCAGUACUUCAGAAUCAGGGACCAGAAUCCAAGAACAAAAGCGAGGUAAAUUUGAAGAAGGUGCUCGAAAUAAUGACGAGAAGCAAUAAGAUGAACCCGGUGCUCGUCGGUGAGUCCAACGCGGUGGCCCUGAUGAAGCAACUCCUGGAAAUGAUAAGAAACGAGGAGCUAGGAAUGGAAGCCCCGGCGACGCUGCGGUUCGCUCAAGUCGUCUCCUUGGAGAAGGAAAUCGGUUCCUUGGAACGAAGUUUGAUUCCCCGAAAGAUUAGCGAACUGUACAGAGAUUUGGAACCCGGAAUCCGAGCUUUCCCCGUCGACGGCAGGGUGGGAGGUCUAAUUCUCGACCUGGGCGACUUGAAGUGGCUUGUGGAGGGCGUCAGUGCGGAAGGCGGGAGCUCUGCGCAGCACCUGCAGUCGGGCCGCGCCGCCGUGGCGGAGAUGGGUCGGCUACUGGCGAGGCUCCGCGAGAGGAACACAACCAGGGUGUGGGCCGUGGGCACGGCGACGUGCGCUACGUACCUGCGGUGCCAGGUGUACCACCCGACUAUGGAGAGCGAGUGGGACCUGCAGGCGCUGCCGGUAGCUCCUUCGAGGUCGCCGCUUCUCACCGGCCGCGGCUUCUUCCCGAGCUCAACACCGGCGAAUGCACGUUCAAUGUUUCCGACGUUGCAGUACUCGAGCUGCUUCCAGAGGACCGAUUUGUGCCCUCUUUGCAGAGAGGGCUACCAUAUCGAGCUUGCAAAAUUGGUUUCAGAAGAAAGAACAGAGAAUUCCAACGUCAAUCUAUCUCAGUGGUUGCAGAUUGCACUCCCCUGCAACAACAAUUCCAAAGCUGAUCACCUUCAGAAGCAAAAGGCUGAAGAGCUGCUGGAAACAUGGCGUGGAAAAUGCGCUCGGUUGCACAUGAGCUCCCGUGCAACAGUAAUCACAUCGGAAAGAAUCCUCUCAGGCAGCAUUUCGCCACCUCCAAACGACAGUGGCCGGAGUCUGAAGCUUAAUUCAUCGAAGCACCAAGUUGUUCCGGUGAAAACAGACCUCGCUCUGGGGCUUUCUUACCAGAAAUCCACCACCGACUCACCAAUCCAGCACUGCCGGAGCAUCUCCGACGACGCCCCCGAUUCACGGGAUAGGCUGCUGCAGGGCCUAACAGCCGCAGUCAGCUGGCAACCGGAGGCGGCCUCUGCCAUUGCCACUGCGUUAACCAAGAAAUCCAAGCUCUGCAAUGGGAAACUGAUACUCGAGGCUGGCUCAUGGCUACUCUUCUCCGGGCCUGACAAUGUCGGAAAGAGGAAGAUGGCCUCCGCGCUCUCUGAGCUCAUGUUCGACGAUCCACCAGUCACCAUCCAUCUCAGCAGCCCCUCAGCUGAUGGCGAUGAAGCCGAACCAGGCACCAACUUUCAGGGUACGACCGUGCUCGAUCGCAUCGCUGAGGCAGUCGGCCGCAAUCCCUUCUCGGUGAUCGUUCUCGACGAAAUAGACCGUGGCAGUCAUUUGGCACAGGAGGCAAUCAAGAGUGCCAUCCAAAGAGGACGGUUCCACGACUCCCACGGCGGCGAAGUCAAUCUCGAAACGGGAAGCAUCCUCUUCAUCCUCAUCUUAGACUGGCGGCAUGACCACCUGAAGGAUUUUGAGGAUUGCCAGCUCCAGUCUGAGGACAAGCUGCUGGAUUCUGAUAAUUCUGAAUGGCAAUUGGAGCUUUCCUUCUGCGAAAAGAAAGGUAAGCGCAAUGCCGACCGAUUCUCCGAGGAGCAGCCACAGAAGCAGAAAAAGCCUUCUCUCGAUCUGAAUUUAGCUGCCAGUGUAGACGAGUCUUCAGAAGAGGGCUCAUGGAACAACAGUGACCUCACUGUGGAGCAGGAGCACAAGCAACAGCAGCAGCUUGCCACUGGGGGCCCAACACCAUCUCAUGCCUCUCAGCUAAUUGACAUGGUGGACGCAGCCGUCGUGUUCAAGCCAGUCGAAUUUGGCUCACUGAGGGAUACGGUCACCAGAUCUAUCUCGUCGAAGAUCACGAAGAUCAUGGGCGACCAGCAAACGCUACAGAUCGAUGAAGAGGCACUCGAUCGAAUAGUUGGCGGGGUUUGGCAAAGUGGUGCCACCAACUUGUUUGAAGAAUGGACUGAUAGAGUUUUAGUGCCUAGUAUCAAUCAACUAAGCAAGAAUUCAGAUGUCAAUGGCCGAUCUAUCGUAAGAUUAUCGUCCACCAAGAAUGAUAACCAGUCAUCCCAGAAUGGUAGUUGCGCGAGGAAUUGUUUUCCGAACUCCAUUAGCAUUGCCAUUGAUGGAACUUGAAGGGGAUGGUGCAAGAUUACAAGUUUUGAUUGGUCAUCUAGUCAUAAAGAGAGAGAAGUAGCUCAAGAACUACUCUAACUAGCUAGCAACAAUUGAUACUGGAGGGGGAAAGAAGUAUCAUUGUGUAGCAUUAGGAUCAUGUCUGAUCUUGUCCAUGAAAUUCACAUUGGCGCAUUUAAUGUCCAUAGAGUGACUGCAUAUUUUUCUCUAAUGCAAAUUUAAUGGAUGAAUUGUUGAUGCAUGCUAGCUUAAGACA
This is a messenger RNA of Zingiber officinale, 3394 nucleotides long. Its product is annotated as protein SMAX1-like. The coding region runs from base 271 to 3138 and encodes 955 amino acids. The transcript is spliced from 3 exons. The record is from RefSeq and is a predicted model, not a curated record. NCBI's taxonomy places the organism in Eukaryota, Viridiplantae, Streptophyta, Magnoliopsida, Zingiberales, Zingiberaceae.